GACCAAUGAAACGCCUUGAACCGUGGGAGCUGUAGUUUCCCAGCAGCGCCUGAAGGCAGCAUGACUGGCUGCGCGUGCCGCCUGGGCCUGGGCUCCACUUCCUGCUGCACGAACUUUGCUGAACACAACCCAGCGGGAGCUCCGUCCAGAACCAGCCCUCAGCGGAUGACCACAGAGCCGUGAGUGUUUCCCCGUCCUGUAGCCGUGAAGCGAGCCUGAGUUCGGUUAGCUCACUGAUACCAGGAUCAGCUCCGGUCCAGAUCCCUGCAGCGGCUCCACGCGCUGACACGAGCCGCUGACGCGUCGCUCCGCUGUCGGUUAGCAGAGACGGACCGUGAAGCAGCGCAGCACCGACGGAUUAGCAUAGCAUGGAGGACGCGGAAGUUGUGUGUAAACACGUCUUUACGUGAAGGUCGAGCCCAGCACUCAGCGUGACACCGGAACCGGAGGGAGUCCUGCUAGCAUCGGUGGCGCGUGAAUAUGAUAAAAGUUUGAGAGUUUACUGCACGAGCUUUCAAACCGAGGGGGGCGGGGCGUGACGUCACUGCUAACAGACAGCAGCAGACGUUAGACCGCAGAGUCCUCACCUGUUACAGGUGCAGAACCGGUCAUGACACAACAGGAGCAGCAGGAGUUCACGGAGAGCCUGGAGGCAGCCCUCUCCUGGAUGCGGGCCGUCCAGGAGAGGCUGAAGGCCAACGACAACACCCAGGGACCCCGUGACGCCCUGGAGGCCAGGCUCAGGGAGACGGAGAAAAUCCAUCAGUCGGAGCAUGAAGGCCGUGUGAAGAUGGACAUGGUGCUGGUGUCGGCCGAGAACCUUCUGCAAAGCGGAGACGAGGAGCUGCGGAACCAAACCCACGCUAAGCUCAAAGACCUGAAGAGCCUGUGGGAGGAGACCUCCACCUAUAUCAUCCACUGCCACAGUCGCAUCGAGUGGGUGUGGCUGCACUGGAGCGAGUACCUGAAAGCCUACGAGGAGUUCGAGCUGUGGCUGACCAAGCAGCAGCGCAGCCUGGAUGUCGGCGUGGAGCUCCAAGUGGGAGUGAAAGAGAAGCUGUGGCAGGUGGACCAGCAGAGGGUGGUGGUGAGCGACAUCCACGCCCAGGCAGCGCUGCUGGAGAGGCUGCUGGACGAGGCCGCGGCGCUGCACAACAGAACCCAGGACCCCAGUGUGGACCCACAGGCCCAGGAGAGGAUGCAGGAGGCCUACAAUGACGUCAGAGACAGAGCUGAGGAGCAUCUGUCAGUGCUUCAGAAGAUUGCUGAGGAGCACCAGAUGCACCAAGCCUGCGUGCAGAAGUUCCAGUCCUGGCUGCUUUCAAAAACCAAGGAGCUGACCGACCUGAUGGAGAGAGAGGACACGGCCGAGGACAAGCUCAAAGCCUUACAGGCUCUGGAUGACAGCGUGGCCUGUGAGGAGAAGACCCUGCAGCACAUCGAAGGCGUAGCAGAAUCGGUCAGGGCCAACACCUCUCCAGCAGGGGCAGAGGUGGUGGUGGAGGAGGCUGAGGAGCUGAGGCUGGGCUGGCAGAGGCUGAGGCAGGGCCUGUGUGAGGCCGGGGAGGGUCUGCGCUCCAGCCUGGACUCCCACAGCCAGUACAUGGCCCGGUGCCAGCGGCUGGGAGAAGACCUGACUCGCCUCAGGCUGCUGCUGCAAGGCCUGGACCAGGAGCUAGAGGAGACCCACAAAUCCAAGGACCUCACCGACCACACAGAAGAACAGAUGGUGGGCCAGUGGAGGAAGUACACGGGUGUGAGGAACACUCUGGCAGGGGAGGAAUCCCAGGUGGAGCUCCUCAAGGCUCAGCUCAAGGAACUCUUCAGGUUCUCAGAGGACUCACGCCACCUUUCUGAUGACGUCCUAGCUGUUGUAAAAGAGCAUCAAAGCGUGAAAUGCCGAGCGACGAGACUGUGUUCGGAGUCGGAGUCAGGCCUGAGGAGCAUCCUUCAAGACCCCCUGCUGGUCUAUGCCCAGUGGAGCCACAUGGUCUCGCAGGUGUUGGAGGCUUCUGCUGAUGUGACCGACUUCUCCCACAUCGCCAUGUUGGUCCAGAGCAUAGAGCGUCUGCUGAAGGACAGCACCCAGCUGCAGGAGCGUUUCAGUUUGCUGCAGGUGAAGGGGGACCUGCUGGACUCUGUGUUCGGUCUGGAUAGGUCUGAUGGUCUGCAGGGCGAGCUGAGCGCUGCCAUCAGGAACAGAGAGCUGCUGCACUCUCAGCUGCUGCAGAGGAAGAGCCGGCUGCAGGGCUUGAUUUCAAGAACCAAGGACUUUGGUGACACCUACGAGUCGAUCCAGUCCAAGCUGUCCAGUCUGAGGGACCGACUGGUGGCAGCUGAUGGCCUCCAGCCCGACAUCCUGGCCAAAAAGAGCCAGUCAGACCAGUUCAGGGUGAUCCAGAAGGACCUGGAGGACUGCGAAGGCCACAUCGUGGUGCUAGAAACUCUGGUCUCCUCCAGUCAGAGCAACAGGACUCGCUUUGAGAAGCUCUAUGGUGAAUGGAGACAUCUGCACAAGGCAGUCCAGGCAAAAGUGAACGAGAGUGAGGAGAACAUCGCAGACCACGAGAGCUUCCACGAGAGCCUGCUCAACAUAGAGAAGUGGCUGAUGAUCAUGAAGCAGAAGCUGGAGUCCUUCCACAGCCCCUCAGGAGAGUGCAGCAUCGAAGGCCGGCAGCACGAAGCCGAGAGAGUUCUCGGAGAGUUCCCAGGGAAGGACCUUCAGCUGCAGCAAAUGGAGGUCCAGGGUCAGGGAGUUCUGGAGAGGACGUCAGAGGAGGGACAAGUCCACAUUCUACGGGACUUGAAGCGCUUAAAGGACUCGUGGCUGGCCCUGUACAACAUGAGUCUCAGUCUUCACAGCUUGCUCAGCAGCUCCUCAGUGCACACAGAGUCUGACGUCCCAUCAGCACAUGGAGUCCCGUCGAGCUCUGCACGAGGAGGAAGCCUGGAGGGACGGGCAGAGGAGGGCGCAUGGGUCCAGGCCCAUGGCGAAGGUCUCCCCCUACUGGCUGUAAAAGGCAACAAGCAUCUCCUUUCAUCGCCAGCAGUCACGGACAGUGGACACUCGCUUGGAGGAGAUGAAGUAGAUUCCUCUGCUUGGAGCGUCCGAAGCAAAGCAGGGAGCCAGGGCAUGUCCACAGGCUCUGCUCCUGGAAGGCCUGACAGGGACAGGUCAGCAGGGGGCGACACUGGUGCUGAAGCAGCAUCGUCCAUACAGACCAGCUAUGAUGAGGGGGCAAGAAUCAGCACAGAGGCAGGAGAAGGGAUGAGCUCGAGAGGAGGAGCGUUUCUACUCGUCAGCAAGGAUUCAGCCGAGAUGCCGUCAACAGCACGAGUUCAACGCAUCACGGGACCCAGAGGACACAGCAGAUCCCGGAGAGCAGAGUUCGAGGCGUGGCUGUCCAAACAGAACCAAGUCCUCUCUGGGAUCCUCGGCACCAGAGAGGCAACGCUCAGCGCCAAAGAGGUCAAGACUAGACAAGACACACUGAAGGAGCUGAGAGCCGGAGUGUAUUUCGGUCAGGAGCAGUUCCAGCUGUUGCUCCAGGAGAGUCAGGGCAGCGAGGAUGGUUCUGGACCGGCAGAAGAUGUGGGUUUGGAGGAGCUUCGGUACCGUUGGAUGCUCUACAAGUCCAAGCUGAAGGAUGUGGGCGAGCUAAGGGCCAGGACCAGUGCCAAGAGAGUCGCAGGCAGACAGGAGGCACCGGCUGCAGCAGCAAAGGUACAGAAGAAGCCUGGAUUGCUGCAGCGGGUGUGUCGACUGGCUCUUCCUCUGUGGCUCCUCCUCCUGGCGCUGCUGCUCCUCGCCUUCCUGCUGCCUCUCAUGGACGAAGGCAACAGCUGCUCCCUCUCCAACAACUUUGCGCGGUCCUUCAACAUCAUGCUCCGUUACGAUGGACCGCCGCCCACAUAGGAAGCUUCUCCUGAGUGUUCUACAUGUAGCUCCGUGUGUCUCUGUGAUGGCCGUGGCUGAUGUAGGAGAUGUUGUGAUGCUACGAGUCCACAUUCCCCUGUAGCCGACCACAGACCAGGACACACGACUUCAGUUCAUCUACAGUUUAUGCAUUUAUGAACUCUGUGUUCCAGCAAAUCUUAUACUCCUUCUAGAAGCUGCCCAUACUGCUAUCUAUUAGCUUUGCUAGUCACGCUGCUCACAGACGUGUUCAGUGUCCUCGCUAUCAGAGUGGACCUCAGUCUGGAGGAGACCAUCACGUAGAGCACCGUGCACAUGUGCAAACUGCAGAAACCAACAUACAAUCAUAAUGUGUUCACCGUGUGUCACACAGCACAGUGCAAAGGAUCAACAGACACCAAAGCUUUUCUUAUGUUUUCCAAAUUCAGCCACGUGUGGCCAUAGAAGGCUGAAGGUCCCAGAACUGUGUUCAGAUGAACUUUGAGGGACUUUAUGAUCCCAGUAGACUCCAGGUUCUGAUGUGGCAACUUAUGCAACAUAUUAUUCGCUUUGGUUCUUCUUCCACUUUUAUUUUCUUGUAUUUGUUUCACAUUAUAACAAGUUUUUGUUUGUUUUUUAAGGAUCUAAGUAUGUGGCCGAUGCAUCGUCUGUUACAGAUGAAACGAUCACAGAUAUCAAGUUAUUUAGCUUUGACAACGAACUUUUGUGACUCUGCAAAGAAUUGUAUUUAAACUCUGACAUAUUAUCAAGAAUUCUCAUUAAAGCAAUAAAUACUCCUCAUUGAACCACA
Messenger RNA from Stegastes partitus (bicolor damselfish), 4706 nucleotides. RefSeq names its product spectrin repeat containing, nuclear envelope family member 3 (gene syne3). Gene Ontology annotation, molecular function: actin filament binding. Gene Ontology annotation, biological process: nuclear migration. The record is from RefSeq and is a predicted model, not a curated record. The transcript has 18 exons. Gene Ontology annotation, cellular component: nuclear outer membrane; cytoplasm; meiotic nuclear membrane microtubule tethering complex. Lineage: Eukaryota; Metazoa; Chordata; Actinopteri; Pomacentridae. Bases 611 to 3916 code for a protein of 1101 amino acids.